AUGUUAUUUAGUGAACUACAGGCUAACAUAACCUAUUACUAUCCUGCGAAUCCCUGCACGACCGCUAUUAUCAGCAAUACUAUCACUCAAUUGUCAACGCGAUGGCCCGCAUUUCCUACUACCGUGCAAAGUCUUUCUAAUCCAAACAUUUCUUCACUAUCCAAUAUAACACAAACGACAAUAUAUGCUUUUAUCUAUUUUACGAAUCUUGACUCUUGUACCAAUUCAUCCACAAUGCCAGAUACAAUAGUCUAUACUCUACGUAUGCAAGAAAAUGGUUCAUAUUAUUAUCGUGCUCAAUCUAUAAAGAUUGAUCCGAAUAUUUAUCGAUGGAAACGUAGUCCCGAAGAUUUUUGUCAAGCUUUAUUAGCAAAAUUUCUUGCUUUUACUAUAUGGAUUUUAACUUUUAUUGAUUUUUAUAUUGGGGCACCGGUUGCCAUUCGAUAUUUAAUGUGUCUCUUUCCCAAUACUGGUCUCUUGUUUUGUUUGGAAGUCAUACAACAAUACGAACGUAAAAGUGUUGAUAUGGCUACAUUCAGAGAUCUUUAUUCCAAUAUAUUUACCUAUCCGCUCUACAUUGGUAUUUGUCUUCUUCUUAUGAUUGUCUAUUCAAUUAUCUAUAUGAUAUUGGCUGUAUAUAUUGAACGUGUCAAUCCGGGUCAAUUUGGUAUAUCGCAACCAUUCUAUUAUCCAUGUUUUCGAAAAAAAACAAAAACUUCGUCAACAGUACCGAUUAGUUAUUCUUCAGAGGAUAAUUGGUUAUCAAUGAAAAGAAAAAAUACUAAGACUCAUGAACAAAAUCAUUGGAUCGAGAUGAAUUCGAAUAUUAAUAAAAUUAGUCCAUUGAUUCGUAUAGAACAUUUAACGAAAGAAUUUGGCAAGUUGACAGCUGUUUCAGAUUUUUCUUUUGAUUUUUACAAAGGUGAAGUAUGCGCAUUAUUAGGACAUAAUGGUGCAGGCAAAACAACGAUUACAUUUAUCCUCGUCGGCAUGAUGAAGGCUACAUCGGGUUGUGUUAUUAUACAAGGUCUAGAUCAUCGAAUAUAUAUUCAACAAACUCGAAAAAUGAUUGGUUUUUGUCCACAAUACGAUAUUCUAUACGAUAAACUAUCUGUUCAAGAACAUUUGGAAUUAUUUGCACAAAUACGUCAUUUAGAUCCAACAACAAUCAAUAAAUCAAUCGAUACUAUUCUAGAUUUAACCGGACUUGUAAAUGAUCGACGCACACUUUCGAAAGAUUUGUCCGGUGGUAUGAAACGUCGAUUGUCGAUUGGAAUUUCAUUAAUAGGUGAUCCAAAAGUGCUCAUUCUCGAUGAACCGACCAGCGGCAUUGAUCCAUACAAUCGUCGUCUCAUUUGGACGAUCAUUCAAAAGAUGAAAGAUGCUGGUAAAUGUGUCAUUCUAACGACACAUUUUCUUGAAGAAGCCGAUAUUUUAUCUGAUCGUAUUGCGAUUAUGAGUCAUGGUCAAUUACAAGCGAGUGGUACACCAGAUUUUCUUAAAAAACAAACAGAAUAUGAAUAUCGACUUUUUAUUGACAAACAAGACAUGUGCAAUACUGAUAAUGUUGCUCAAUUUAUUCGACAACGUAUUCAAACGGUUGUUUUAGAACGUGAAACAUCAUCAGAACUUGUUUUUGGAAUCAAACGUGGUGCAACACAACAUAUUGGUCAAUUGAUCCGUGGUCUCGAUGAACAAUGUCAACAACUUGCUAUUAAUGGUUAUGGUUUAUCGAUGACAACUAUUGAAGAAGUCUUUCUCAGACUCAUUCAAGAAGAACAAGCAAAAACUAAAUAUCAUACCCAUGAUAGACGAGGCAACAGACACGAUCUAGCAAAGAAUAUGUUUUCUGUACACUACAAUCAUAUAUCAGGUAUUCGUCUCUUUUGUACUCAAGUUUGGGCAAUGUUUCUCAAACAAUCGAUUCUUACUCGUCGACAAAUUUCGUUUCUUGUCGGCUUUUUUUUAAUACCAAUUUUUCUCGAAAUUUUAACUGUAGCCAUUUUACCUAAGCCAAAAACUAUUCAAACAUCAAUGUUACAAAAUGAACGUGUAAGAGAUGCUCAAGUUCAAUUAUAUCCAUCUAUCUAUAAUCCACAUACUAUUAUUACCUAUUCGAAUAAUAAUGAUAACAAUGUUCAAUCACAUCUUUUGACCUAUUUGACAAAUACAAAUGCAACUAUUAAACAAUUAUCUACAAAUACAAUUGUCAAUGAAGUUAUAUCUCAAUGGAAUGAAUCCGAAGAUAUAUUUAUAAAUAGAUAUCAGAUAGGUUUUGGUCUUUUUUAUAAUUUAACAUCGACUAAUCUACCAUUAAUAUUUGAUGUUUAUUUUUCAACUGUAAAUUAUCAUACAAUGGCAACAAGUCUUAGUAUAGCUACGACAAGUCUAUUUCAAUUCUAUGCAAAUUCAUCAUCAAAAAAGAUUAUUACUACUAAUCAACCGAUAUUGAUUAGUGAAGAACAACUUAGUGAAGAAGAUACUUUUUUUGAAAUGAUCUAUUGUUUUGACACACUUCCAUUAUCAUUAUUUAAUUUUAUCAAUAGUAUUCUUGCAGCAGUAUUCAUUGGUAUGCUUUCAUCAAAUAUAAUUCGUGAACGUCUAACUCAUUCAAAAGAUCUUCAAUUAUUGACUCGUUUAUCAAAAUUUACCUAUUGGUUUUCUAUGGCCUUAUACGAUUUUAGUAUAUGUUUGAUUCUAUGCACUAUAUUAACCAUUAUUGUCAAGAUCAGUGCUGUUUAUCGAGUCAAUUCAGGUGCAGAAGUUCAAAUCUAUGUACCUGAUCAAUAUAUUGGGUAUUUUUUUCUAAUGUUUGUCUUAUAUUCAUUAGCAUCAUUACCAUAUAUUUAUGUAUACUCUUUCAUUCCGAGUACGGAAUUAAUCGGUUUUAUUAUCUAUUUUAUUGUCAAUGUACUUAUAUGUUUUCUCGAUGUUGUUCUCGGUUUUAUCGGAGUAUUUUCUGGUAGUCAAAAAUUGCCAGACGGAAGUCUUGUCAAUCGAACGGGAACAAUUAUGACAAAUAUUCGUUGGGUUCUAUCCGUUAUAUUUCCGACAGUCAAUCUUAAACAUGCUCUAUUUAAUAUACGUCUACGUUCGAGUGAUUCAUGUAUUGCAGCAGUGAACUCAGUUAUGGGCACAAAUUAUUCAUCGAGUGAACCAUGGAUGUCAUUGAAUGAACCUGGUUUAGGAAUACAAUUUUUGAUUUUUAUCGGCCAAAUGAUCUUCUGGUGGUUUAUUAUUGUAUUUAUUGAAAAAUUGUGGAAAAUAUAUCUAAAAAAAAUGCAAUACUAUUUUAAACGACAUAAACAAACUGUGACAACAGCAAUUGAAUGGAAUGAUACAGAACUUGAUGAAGAUGUUCGAAAUGAACGUCAACUAAUUUUGAAUCGAAGUCAAUUAACAAAAUCGGCCGUUGUUAUUGUUCGAGAUCUUGUACAAGAAUUUAAAAAACGAAAAGAAAAAUCAGUCGAAAAACGUAUUCAUAGAGCUGUUGAUCAUCUCAAUUUUUUUGUUUCACCAAGCUCAUGCUUUGGUCUAUUGGGAGCUAAUGGAGCUGGUAAAACGACAACAUUUCGUAUGUUGAUCAAUGAUAUUCAACCGACAUCAGGCGAAGUCAUUAUUAAUCAAAUGAAAAACAAAUCUGAGAUUGGUUAUUGCCCACAGUUUGAUUGGCUUGUUGAUCAUCUUAAUGUUACAGAAACAUUAACUUUAUUUGCUAGAUUAAAAGGUCUGACAUCAGUUGAUAUUAAUGACAUUUGUAUGGGAAUGAUUCAAUGUUUUGGUCUUGAUAAACACGAAAAACAACAAAUACAAAAACUUAGUGGUGGAAAUAAGAGAAAACUCAGUGCAGCACUGGCAUUCAUGGCCAAUCCGACAUUAAUUUUCUUGGAUGAACCUACUACGGGCCUAGACGCAGCUGCCAAACGAAAAGUAUGGAAUGUGGUUCGAGCAGCUCGAGAUGCUGGUUUGACCAUUAUCAUGACAAGUCACAGUAUGGAAGAAUGUGAAGCACUGUGUACUAAAAUUAGUAUUAUGAAAUCUGGUCAAUUCGUAUGUCUUGGCACUCUGCAACAUUUGAAAAAUCGUUUUGGUAAUGGUUAUGCCGUGCAAGUUAAACUAUCAAUUGACAAAGUAAAUCAACUCAAACAUGAACUCGAGCUUACUUUUUCUGGCAUCAAUAUUGAAGAUGAACACAAUGGAAUACUCUAUUGUCAUGUACCACUAUCGAUGUCGAAGGACGGUGUUCAAUCGAUGAGACAUCCAUAUAAUUUGGCAUAUGUAUUCGAAUUGUUCAAUAAGAAAAAAGAACAGAAUGAAAUCGAGAGUUUUUCAUUGACUCAAACUACACUCGAACAAAUAUUCCUUAGUCUCACUGGUCACGAAGACGAGAACGAUGCUAUUUUGUCUAAUCUAGCGGCAAACGAAAAUUCUGCUUAA
Rotaria sordida is the source of this 4437-nucleotide messenger RNA. Lineage: Eukaryota; Metazoa; Rotifera; Eurotatoria; Philodinida; Philodinidae. The record is from the annotation of a GenBank genome assembly.